GCAGAGCAGCAGCUGCAGAAGAAAGGAAAAGGACAACCAGGAGAAAUGUUGGAGAAAGCAGCGGAGCAGCUGAUGAGCUGUUUCAGAAUCUGCGCCAGCGACAAGUAUCUGCUGUUGAAGACCCACCAGAUGCCUCUGGACGCCUUCCUGGUGUCUCUGAAGAUGAUGCAGGUGGAGGACGUGGACAUCGACGAGGUGCAGUGCAUCUUGGCCAAUCUCAUCUACAUGGGUCACAUUAAAGGUUACAUCUCCCAUCAGCACCAGAAGCUCGUGGUCAGUAAACAAAACCCAUUCCCUCCUCUGUCCUCUGUCUCAUAGACUAUAUUACCCACAAUCCCUAUGGGCUAACAGGCCUUCAUGGAACCAUUUUCUUUCCAGUUCUUUUUUAAUUGUAAAAAUCUUGUGAAAUAAAGCAUUUUGUGUUUUUUAAA
Molecule: messenger RNA, 431 nt
Organism: Austrofundulus limnaeus
Lineage: Eukaryota; Metazoa; Chordata; Actinopteri; Cyprinodontiformes; Rivulidae
Product: PCI domain-containing protein 2
Biological process (GO): transcription elongation by RNA polymerase II; post-transcriptional tethering of RNA polymerase II gene DNA at nuclear periphery; poly(A)+ mRNA export from nucleus
Cellular component (GO): transcription export complex 2
Molecular function (GO): RNA binding; double-stranded DNA binding
Source: RefSeq, a predicted model, not a curated record